AUGGCCGAGGUCAAGACACGUGAAACCAAACCAGACUACAGGUGUCUGCUUUGCCUGGCAGUCUGUAACGUACCCCGUCAGCUGCCAUGCUUUCAUGUAUUUUGCACAGAUUGUCUUAAUACUUACAUUCAUAAGGAACACGUGAUCGCUGACAACAGACGGUACGUGCCAUGUCCCGUAUGUGAAAAUCCGUGUUGUCCUCCAAACCCCGAGGCUCCAGUCAGUUCCUGGGCGUCUCGUCUCCCCGAGGCUCCAGUCAGUUCCUGGGCGUCUCGUCUCCCCGAGGCUCCAGUCAGUUCCUGGGCCGUCUCGUCUCCCCGAGGCUCCAGUCAGUUCCUGGGCGUCUCGUCUCCCCGAGGCUCCAGUCAGUUCCUGGGCGUCUCGUCUCCCCGAAGUCCGGUGUGUACAUCUCAGAAUGACACAGGGACAGGAGAACCUUUCUGUCAUUGCUGUCUCACAGAUGACGAAAAGAACCUCGCACAGUUCUGGUGUUGUAAUUGUAUGGAAGCCCUAUGCAAGCAAUGCAUAGUUUUACACAGAAAAAACCGAUUCCUUUCCCAACACAAGGUUGUUGAGAUAGGUGUGAUUAAAGGGACCAGAGGUUUGGACUUACAUCUAGACAUUAAGGAAACUUGUUCCCAACACAACGGAAAGAUAUUGGAAUUGUAUUGUCUUGACCACAACUCCCUCUGUUGUGUUUUGUGUGCGACAUUGUCACACAGAGCGUGCAAGCACGUGAGGAGUCUUGACGACGUAGCGAAAAACAUUACGCAGGGACACCUCAAAGACGAGCUUGACAAGAUGACGGAUAAAACCAAGAGUAUCGUGGCCGAGGACGAAAACAAAUUGAACUCUCUCGACUCCAACUUUCAGACCAUGACCAGUAAUAUGACAACAGUGAUACAAAAAGCGAAAAAUAAACUGGAUGAUCUGCACGCGCGUUUCAAAGGCAACCUCGAACAAACCUACAAACGUGAUAAAAAUAGUUUAUCGAAACUCUUGCGUACCAACCAGGAAUUUGAAGCAAAUUUGCGAAACACUUGUCAAUUAUUGACGCUGAUAAAUGAACAAGGAUCCGACCGUCAAAAACUCAUUGUUGAAGAACAAUCUAAAACACAGCUCACGCGACACUUUCGAAGAUUCCAGCAGCAAACCAGAGGUAGACACAACACUUUCGACAUAAAAAUAAACUAUAACGAAACACUGGAAAAUAUCAACUCGAUGACAUCUGUGGGGUGUUUGGAAGUGUCGUCUUCCGUGUCAUCGUCGUCACAAGACACACUCACUUCUAUUGGGACGAUGAUUGACACACUUCAGACCAUACCGUCGUUAUCCUCGUCCUCGUCCUCGUCCUCGUCUGAUUUGGUCGGCACUGUAAAAAGGACGACAGUUCAGCCUUCGCCAGGAACGCAGCGCAUCAACGCUUGGACUGGGUGUCUGUCUCUGGUCAAGUCAGUACAAGGCAAUACACUUGGUGGAGAAAUGAAGGAUAAGUUUACCGGUGGAGUGUUUGUUGAGGGGGAAGGUCUCCUUAUUGCAGAUUGCUAUAACGAUAGACUUCUACUGUUUGAUGAUAACUAUAACGAUGUCACACACUAUGACUUGGAUGACGCUCCUUCUGACAUGGCACAUGGUUAUACAGCUGGUGAGGUGUUGGUGUCAUUUUACACCACAAAAACAAUCUUGAGGUAUACACUACAUGACGGUGUCCUGAACAUGGUCGACAAGAUCAGUACCUCGACGGCUAUAUGCAGCUUAGCUGUUUUCGGGGACAACAUCAUAGUCGGGUCUUUCGGUUUAAUACAGGUUAUAACGAUAAACGGACAACAAGUUAAGUGUAUGAAGACCCAUGGCGGUGAUACAUGUAUCGCCGUAUCACGACGGGGAGAUGUCUAUUACAGGGAUAAUGACGUCAUUGUGUGCCAGUCAUUUGGAAAGGAAGAGAUGUUUCGACACUCGUAUCAGGGUAUGAGAGAAGUACGUGGCAUUGAUGUAGAUCAGGACGGUAACGUGUAUAUAGGUUGCAGUGACUCCGGGAACGUCCAUCUGGUGUCUGCAGACGGAUCCAAGAGCAGGGUACUUCUUCCAAAAUUAUCCGGCAUCACCAAACCAUUGGCCGUCAUUGUCAAUCCCACCAAACAAGAGAUCGUUGUAACUUCAGAUGCAGAAGAGGCGGCGUUCGAAGUGUAUAAGUUCUGCGAUCAGUGA
Messenger RNA from Mizuhopecten yessoensis (Yesso scallop), 2208 nucleotides. Its product is annotated as probable E3 ubiquitin-protein ligase MID2. The record is from RefSeq and is a predicted model, not a curated record. Lineage: Eukaryota; Metazoa; Mollusca; Bivalvia; Pectinida; Pectinidae. Bases 1 to 2208 code for a protein of 735 amino acids. The transcript has a single exon. Gene Ontology annotation, molecular function: zinc ion binding.